AUGAACGACCAGUACCACCGGGCAGCUCGGGAUGGCUACCUGGAGCUCCUCAAGGAGGCCACCCGGAAGGAGCUGAAUGCCCCCGACGAGGAUGGCAUGACUCCCACCCUCUGGGCUGCCUACCACGGCAACCUGGAGUCGCUGCGCCUCAUCGUGAGUCGCGGGGGUGACCCGGACAAGUGUGACAUCUGGGGCAACACACCCCUGCACCUGGCAGCUGCCAAUGGCCACCUGCACUGCCUGUCCUUCCUGGUGUCCUUCGGGGCCAACAUCUGGUGCCUGGACAACGACUACCACACGCCGCUGGACAUGGCCGCCAUGAAGGGCCACAUGGAGUGCGUGCGCUACCUGGACUCCAUCGCGGCCAAGCAGAGCAGCCUCAACCCCAAGCUGGUGGGCAAGCUGAAGGACAAGGCCUUCCGCGAGGCCGAGCGGCGCAUCCGCGAGUGCGCCAAGAUGCAGCGCAAGCACCACGAGCGCAUGGAGCGGCGCUACCGGCGCGAGCUGGCCGAGCGCUCCGACACGCUCAGCUUCUCCAGCCUCACGUCCAGCACCCUGAGCCGCCGGCUGCAGCACCUGGCGCUGGGCAGCCAGCUGCCCUACUCGCAGGCCACGCUGCACGGCACCGCCAGGGGCAAGACCAAGAUCCAGAAGAAGCUGGAGCGGCGCAAGCAGGGCGGCGACGGCACGUUCAAGGUCUCCGAGGACGGCCGCAAGAGCGUCCGCUCGCUUUCGGGCCUGCAGCUGGGCAGCGACGUGAUGUUCGUGCGCCAGGGCACUUACGCCAACCCCAAGGAGUGGGGCCGUGCCCCUCUCCGGGACAUGUUCCUCUCGGAUGAGGACAGCGUCUCCCGUGCCACGCUGGCGGCCGAGCCUGCCCACUCGGAGGUCAGCACCGACUCAGGCCACGACUCCUUGUUUACUCGCCCCGGCCUGGGCACCAUGGUGUUCCGCAGGAACUACUUGGGCAGCGGGCUGCAUGGGCUGAGUCGCGAGGACGGGGGGCUGGAUGGGACGGGCACGCCGCGGGGUCGGCUGCAGAGCCCCCCUAGCCUGGACGACGACAGCUUGGGCAGUGCCAACAGCCUGCAGGACCGCAGCUGCGGGGAGGAGCUGCCCUGGGACGAGCUGGACUUGGGCCUGGACGAGGACCUGGAGCCCGAGACCAGCCCGCUGGAGACCUUCCUGGCCUCUCUGCACAUGGAGGACUUUGCCGCCCUCCUGCGGCAGGAGAAGAUCGACCUGGAGGCGCUGAUGCUGUGCUCUGACCUCGACCUCCGCAGCAUCAGCGUCCCCCUGGGGCCCCGCAAGAAGAUCUUGGGGGCUGUGCGGAGGCGGAGGCAGGCGCUGGAGCGCCCGCCCGCCCUGGAGGACACAGAGUUGUGA
Molecule: messenger RNA, 1386 nt
Organism: Cynocephalus volans (Philippine flying lemur)
Lineage: Eukaryota; Metazoa; Chordata; Mammalia; Dermoptera; Cynocephalidae
Gene: USH1G
Product: USH1 protein network component sans
Exons: 2
Coding region: 1-1386 (461 amino acids)
Biological process (GO): equilibrioception; sensory perception of sound; sensory perception of light stimulus
Molecular function (GO): protein binding
Source: RefSeq, a predicted model, not a curated record